AGGACUUGGAGCAUGUCGGGCCCCAACGGAGAACCGCACGUCAGCCUGGCCGGGGGCGAGGAAGACGACGGCAACGAUGGCGGCUUCGGGGAAGCAGAAUAUGCAGCCAUUAAUUCCAUGUUGGACCAGAUCAACUCCUGCUUGGAUCACCUAGAAGAAAAGAACGACCACUUGCACGCCCGGCUGAAGGAACUACUGGAAUCGAACCGCCAGACACGUCUGGAAUUUCAGCAGGAGUUGAGCGAAGGGGAAGAGGGAGGGGCCGGUCCUCGAAGGCCCGAACCAGGCACUUAACCUUCAUCUCCCGUCUGCUGGACCAAAGCAGGUGGAGAUCAUAUUGAAACUUUGAAUAGAAAAGGUGCUUUGGUCCGUGUGUGUAUUUUAAACACCUCUUCCCCAUUUUCCUCUGGGUCCAUGGCUAAUCCAUUGUGAAGUGUUUUAGGGAACAAGGCUUGCUUGAAGAAUAGGGUAGAGGGAACUAGAUAUAGGCUGAUGUAAAUAUGGACACUUUAGUUUGCGGGGUUAGGAUUACGUUGCACGGUGGUGUCCUUUCUGGUUGAAUUAGGGCAUACUUCUUAAGAGCAACUUCUUCUAGACCUGCUGGUCUUUCAAUCCAGCCGGCUGUGGUGGCAUAAUCAAGGCUGCAGUCUUCUACUGUUUUCUUGGGAGUAAGCCCUUUUGAGUAGACAUAUGUAGGGUCACACUGUAAAUGUAGGAAAGAGAUUUGCCUUUGAUUCACCCCUUAAAUGUGAAAAGAAAACGUUGUUGGGCUAGCAGACUGCGCAUGGCCAUUAUGCUUCCCUGGCAUGAGUUCCGCCUUGGUUGGUACCAUUUUCUUUGGAACUGGGUCAUUUUUUGUUGUGGGAGAUUCCCAAAUUCAGUACCUGGAGAAUUGAUACCUGUACUAAGUUGAGAUCCCUUGCUGAAAAAUAGUGAUUCACAGAUUUAAAAGCAGUUAAAGUUUAUGGUGUGGACAUGCCUUAUCCCCCCUAUCUUUCUGAUUAAAAGUGCUGGAAUUUGUACUUUUGCUAAUUUUGGGGAGCAAAUAUUUAUUGUAAACAGAUAUCCUAACCUUUGGUACGAGGAAGUUAAAACACAGUGGUUUUCUUCUCCCAGCUGCAUGUUAUGGGUGUAAGCAGUUUAAACUCGGAAAUGAAACCUAAUCUGGUCUUUAGGCAAGGUCGCGCCUUUUUUCCUUUUCAUAUAAAGAAGCCAGAAUUGAAAAGGCAGAAAGGAGUUUCUGGCAAUAACUGGUACAUACUUGCUUCCCUUUAUGAAAUGUUUGCAAUGUUGCUUGCUUAUUUUCCCGUGAUCUGGCUCACUUCCUCAAAACACAAAUAGCACCAGCCUCUUUUAUGUGUUUACAAACGCAGCGCACCAAAAAAUUGUGAUUAAAACUCUAUCUAAAUGCAGUCCACAAUGUAUUACCUGCACGGGCAGACUUCAGGCUUGUGGGAUAGAUUUAGGUUUUUUACUGACCCCCCCCCCCCAAAUCCACCAGAUGCAAAAUGGUGACUCAAAGGGUAGGAGGUUUCCACCUGCCCCCCUUUGGCCAUGCAAGCUGGGAAUGAUGGGAAUUGCAGUCCAACACAUCUAGUGGACACCAACUUGGGGAAGCCUACACAGGGAUGAUUUGUACAAAUCUAGAUCUGAGCUACUACAGGGAUUAUAAACUAACAGGAGCAGUUUUCAUUGAUGCUAUUACGAAUUCAUUAAAAGAUCCACUUCAUAUCAUUCAGAGGUCUGCCAGUAGUUCUUCAUUUACCCUCCGCCUGCUUCCUGAUAUGCUAAUAGAAAUAUCCAAGCAAGGUCAGUAAAAUUAAAAUCUGCCCAUUCCUGCCCCUUCCCAAGAAAAAUCCAUCUUUAAUGUGGGAGCCUCGUCUCUUGUUGCUGGAAAACCCUUCCUCGUGCGGUUUGGGAGGCGGAAAAUGUAUUAACUUUUAAACGUCUCCUAAAAACAUCUUUUUAAACAAGUCUUUCCUGGACUGUAAUUUAUUCUGGUUUUGAAGUUUUAAUCUGGAUUCUAUAGUUGUAGUUGUAAACUGCCCAGAGAGCUUAGGUUGUUGGCCAGUAUAAAUAUGUAAUAAAAAUAAAUAAAUUUAGGACCUAAAUAAACACGCUGUAGGGUGGAGAGGGAGAACUGCCUUUUGCGGCUCAGUGAGCAAAGAUGAUGUCUUGGAAAAGGGAGCCUUUUGCUGAAUCUUGAACAAGGUAUAUUGAGAAGAGUUGCUGUUUAUGCUCCUUUAGAAAUACGGUAAUUUAGGUCUGAGAUCUGGAGUGUGUGUUAAGAGAUUCUUUAACAGUGUUAGGUUGGGAAUAGCUGUAACUGUCUGGGACUGCCUUCCCCAACCUGGUUGGGGAUAAUUGGAUUUGUAGUACAACACAAGUGGAGGGCAACAGGUUGGAGAAGGAACUCUGCUGGGGUGGGUCAUGUGAGCUACUGUUGAUGUUGAAUAAAGUUCAGUUACUCCAUGCAGGUUGGGAAGUGAAAACGUGCCGGUGGUAUUUUGAGCAAAACCUCCUCAGCAGCAUUGCUUAGCAACACGUGUGCAAUGUUUCCAAAAGCAUCAAAGUGCGGCACGCAACUCUUCGCCGUCAGCCAACACAUGCACUGAACGUCCACUUGCGCAUGCUUACAAAAAAGUCACAUUCCACCGGGUGGAAGAGGAGAGAGGUUGUGCCGUCCUGGGUCUUGUGCAAUUUCAUUCCCCCCACCCUUCUUUGAACCGCCCCCUGCUCCAUCAGUUGGGGCUUUUAAAUUUUCAAAGCGAGAAGGCGUGUGCUCGUAAUCUCUCAACAAAGCUGUGAAACGAACCCGAGUCCGUAGCCUUAAAGAAACAGGGUGCCCGUUGCUGUUACAAUCCAGACCCGCCCCCCAGCUCAGGAUCUUUUUGCAAUAAUCCCGGAAGACAGUCAACCUUUCCCAGCCUUGCGUCCUCCGGAUGUGUUGGGACUUCAAUCCCCAGAAUUCCCAGGCUGGGAAAGGUUGCUCCAAGCGCCCCUCUGCCGGAUCGGGGGCUACCUUCUGCAGUAGAGGCUCACUCCACAGUAAGAAUGCUUAAGACUGCAGCCGUAGUCACCGGAAUAAAACCUGGGCGUCUCUGUAAUUGUUUGAAGCUGUACUAAGUGGAUCUGUAAACACUGACCAGAUAUGUUUGAUUUUACUUUAGUAACCCUUUUGAUAUCUGUGAAUAAAACUCCAGACGAUA
Messenger RNA from Elgaria multicarinata webbii, 3209 nucleotides. RefSeq names its product bublin coiled coil protein (gene BBLN). The transcript has 3 exons. The record is from RefSeq and is a predicted model, not a curated record. Lineage: Eukaryota; Metazoa; Chordata; Lepidosauria; Squamata; Anguidae. Bases 13 to 294 code for a protein of 93 amino acids.